Messenger RNA from Drosophila ananassae, 1418 nucleotides. RefSeq lists its product as uncharacterized. The transcript is spliced from 5 exons. Gene Ontology annotation, cellular component: spindle pole. Bases 164 to 1264 code for a protein of 366 amino acids. NCBI's taxonomy places the organism in Eukaryota, Metazoa, Arthropoda, Insecta, Diptera, Drosophilidae. Gene Ontology annotation, molecular function: protein binding. Gene Ontology annotation, biological process: spindle organization; establishment of meiotic spindle localization; mitotic cell cycle. The record is from RefSeq and is a predicted model, not a curated record.
CUAUCGAUUUCCCUUCGAGAUGUCAGUCACACAACACCCCCACACUCGUUAGUUACAAACGUUGCGUUCCCCACACACCCCAAACACACAACACUUAUUUUAAUGAAAUUGGCGACCAAGACUUUCGGACCUUGCCCCGCGAAAAAUACCCAGUCCCGGCAGGAUGUUUUCGGACUAUGUCAAGAACGCGUACCGCACCCGCAGACACACGCUGCCCAUCAACGAGGACUUGUUUAGCGAGUACUCCUGUCUGCUGGAGGAUGGAGUCAGCUUGGGGAGCUGCAAGCGGAUCUUGUCUCGCACCUUCAUGCUGGUAUGGGACUACAGGCAGUUCCAGGCCGCUUGCAUCAUCCAGCGCAAGUGGCGGGCCUUCUGGUCGCAGAAGAAGCUCGACCGGGAAAACCAGGCGGCCACCACCAUCCAGAGGCACUGGCGGGGCUACGCCGCCCGCAAGAACUUCUACAAGUUCGUGGAGGACAAGCUGCAGCAGCAGGUGAUGGACCACUUCCACCGCGCGGCCACCAAGAUACAGGCCCUGUUCCGGGGCCACCGCGUCCGCCAGACGGUCCACGACAUGAGCAGCCUGCAGACCAUGCAGGUGUGUGCCGCCGAGGACCUCCUCAACUGCGUCGCCUUCAAGCUGCACCACCUGCUGCGCACUUACGCCAUCCCCGGCGUCUACUCGCUGAAGAACUCCAACUGCCUGUCUCGGGUGGAGAAGCUGAUAGCCAGCCUGCACUUCCGCUACUACAACGGCAAGGCGGUGUCCCAGUCGAAGAAGACGAUGGCCAGGAUCGAGGAGGAGCGGAAGCAGUCCCUGAAGACCGGCCACUACGCGCGGUUCCCGUUCCCGGGCCCCAACUACUGGAGCCGGUGCCCGCCCAAGUGCGAGGCGGCCCUGAGCCUCAGCAAGGACAUCGACAAGCGCAUGUACAAGAUCAUCGAGAUGUACGACGCCUCCCAGAAGGCGGCUCACGCCGCCUGGGUCCAGAAGAAGAAGGCUCAGAAGAAAAAGAAGAAGCUCAUCAGCCAGAUAAAGAAGGCUCUGGAGAAGAACAAGCGCGACUUCUGCGGCGACGUCAUCGCCAGCAUGCGCCGGUGGAAGUUCCUGGCCGAGAACAACCUGACCGUGGACAAGAACAUCUUCAGGAACCCGGAGAACCUGCAGAGAUUCAUAAAUGAGAUAGCGGACUUUGUGCAGGAGUUCGAGGACUGCACCUGCCACUGCCGCAUUCAGGCCUUCGACGAAGUCUACUGCACCUGAACCCAAAAUUCCGAAUGAAAUAAAGACAAUAUUUUCAUAAAAACAUUUAUUGAGAGUCCAAUGAGAGUCCUCCACCGGGCCAGCUCGACACUACCGACAACGGGUACAGGGGGUACUAGGGGUAUCAGUUAAGAAUCGUAUUAAAUACAUCCAC